Lithohypha guttulata is the source of this 804-nucleotide messenger RNA. RefSeq lists its product as uncharacterized. The record is from RefSeq and is a predicted model, not a curated record. Gene Ontology annotation, cellular component: transcription factor TFIIH holo complex. Lineage: Eukaryota; Fungi; Ascomycota; Eurotiomycetes; Chaetothyriales; Trichomeriaceae. The transcript is spliced from 4 exons. Bases 1 to 804 code for a protein of 267 amino acids. Gene Ontology annotation, biological process: nucleotide-excision repair; regulation of transcription by RNA polymerase II.
AUGUCAAGUAGGAGGAACAACCUCAGUAAUGGGGCUGACAGAGAUGGUGUCGCAGACAGGGAGGACGAUGCUCAGGCCGGUGAGCAGGACUUCGGCAUUCAAAGGACAUGGGAAGAUAUAGAAGAGAUCGAUGGAAACCUCAUCGUUACGGGAAUCUCGGAAGCAGAGAAGAGGAAGAGACUGCUGAAGGAUACUACACCAUUACAACGAGGUAUCAUUCGUCACCUUAUCCUCAUCCUCGACUUGUCGCUCUCUACGAACGAGAAGGAUCUACGGCCGACUCGAUACCAUUUGACCCUGCUGAACACAAAAGCCUUUAUUCGGGAAUACUUUGAGCAGAAUCCUAUAUCACAACUGGGCAUAAUAGCCAUGCGAAAUGGUGUGGCCGAACCUAUCAGUGAUAUGUCAGGCAAUCCUACCGAGCACAUCAAAGCAGUCGAUAAACAGAGAGAACCAGCGAAUGCAAGUGGUCAGCCGUCUCUCGAGAAUGCUUUGGAGAUGGCAAGGGCUGCGCUGUUUCAUGCACCGAGCCAUGGCACCCGAGAAAUCCUUCUGAUAAUGAGCGCCCUGCACAGCGUUGACCCAGGAGAUGUACACAAGACAAUUGACAGUCUAGUCGCGGACAAGAUCAAUGCUAAAGUAAUCGGUCUCGCGGCUCAGGUGGCUAUCUGUCGAGAACUGACCAACACGCCUCACUAUGCGCUUGUCACUCACGGCCCUGCAGGGAGGGAUAUCUUUGCUCAAGAUGCAACACCAAAGUUUGUGGUCUUCCAUCUGAAUGUCCGGCUUGUGGACUCACUUUGA